Andrographis paniculata is the source of this 1230-nucleotide messenger RNA. RefSeq lists its product as uncharacterized. Lineage: Eukaryota; Viridiplantae; Streptophyta; Magnoliopsida; Lamiales; Acanthaceae. The coding region runs from base 1 to 1230 and encodes 409 amino acids. The transcript is spliced from 3 exons. Gene Ontology annotation, molecular function: zinc ion binding; nucleic acid binding. The record is from RefSeq and is a predicted model, not a curated record.
AUGAAGCAAGGAAAUAGGACAGUCGAUGAGUUCUACACGGAUUUAGAGGUGACUUUAAUGCGGGUUGAUGUUCGAGAGAGUCAACAAGCCAUGGUAGCGGGGAUCUUGACUGCGAUGAAUCGAGACAUUUUUGAAAAAUUGCGAUUGUAUCAUUUUGAUGAUAUUGAUGAAUUGUUAGAACGUGCCAUUACAAUUGAGAAGCAAUUGAAGCGUAAGGGCAAACAGCAAACAUCUCGUACAAAGCCUUUCACACCAAAUUAUACCAAGAAGGAUGAAUCCCAAGGGGCCCAAGGGUUCGGUAAAAGAAAAUGUGUUAUCAAGGAUGACACACUAAGGAACAAAUAUUUUGGAGCUGAUCUAGAGAAGCCGAGGAAUCGAGAUAUCAUUUGCUUCAAGUGUCAAGGUCGAGGCCACAUUGCAAGUCAAUGCCCAAACAAGAAAACGAUGAUCCUUAACAAGUUUGGGGAAUACGAGACGGAAUCUGAAAAUGAGAAGAGGGUUGAUCAGAGAGUACAUGCAGAAAAUAACCCAAAUGAUGACUCUGAUUCCGUUGUUGGUUUGGGUUGGGUUACUUUACGAGCCUUAAGCACCAUGUCAAGGACCUUUGAUGAGGAACAACGAGAAAAUCUCUUUCAAACUCAUUGCCUAAUUGAAGGUAAAGUGUGUAGCCUCAUUAUUGAUAGUGGGAGCUGCACAAAUAUUUGGGUUAGCAAUUGCGGAGAGUUGAAUGUGAACAAGCAGGUGACGGUUCCUAUCAAGAUCAAGAAUUAUGAGGAUGAAGUCGUUUGUGAUGUGCUACAGAUGCAAGCUUGUCACGAAUAUCAAGAUAUGUUUCCUGAUGAAGUAACCGGAGGAUUGCCACCUAUUCGAGGCAUUGAGCACCAAAUGGAUCUCAUUCUAGGUGCAUCAAUUCCAAAUCGUCCAGCUUACAAGGCAAGUCCAGAGAAGGUCAAAGAAAUACAAAAGCAAGUGGAUGAGUUACUUGACAAAGGCUGGAUUCACGAGAGCCUAAGCCCUUGUGUUGUACCGGUUCUUCUUGUCCCAAAGAAGGAUGGUGGAUGGAGAAUGUGCAUUGAUUGUCGAGCCGUAUAUGCUAUAACGGUAAAGUAUCAACGCCCUAUCCCUCGUUUAGAUGAUAUGCUAGAUGAACUGUAUGGGUCAAAGUACUUUUCUAAAAUUGAUUUGGAAAGUGGAUAUCAUCAGAUUAGGAUGAGGGAAGGUGAUGAAUAG